AUGUCCGAACUUAGCGAAAAUUACCAUCUCAGAAAAUUUUAUGUCGAAUCUGAAACCGUUCCAACUCAAAGCGUUAUGAAAGAGAGAAUGUCCACAUCUCUUGCUCAAGUUUAUUUUAAAUCAAUGUCGCCUAAACUGAAAGUGCUCGCUGGACUAGAACCUCCUAUGAAAGGUGGUGGUAGCGACUGGUAUGUGCCUCCAAAAGAAUUACUGGAUGGGAGGGUAGUCUUGAAACCCAUAAAGAGACAAUUUAUAACGAAACUAGGUUUCAAUGGUAUUGACUUUUUCGGUGAGAAAAUAGUUGAAGAGCACCAAAGACAAAUGGAAGAAGAAAAACGUAAAGCUCUCCUUGAAAACGAUGUAAAUUGGAAGCGGAUUAUAGAAGCUAGUUGCCGGCAACAAUGGGAAGAUACUUCUAAGCAGGAGUCCAAACAAAAUACAAUUAAGAUUCAGCAGGCAUUUCAGGAAUUUACCACUUUAUACAUGACAUCCAUGACCAAAAUAGAGGCUUUACUCUCCGAAGCAGCCACGAAAGAAAUCGAGCGUGUUAAAAAGGAAGCCUUUGAUAAAAUGACUUCUCAUUACGAAACGCUUCUCAAACAACAAGCGACUUUGUUAUAUGAUAGAUACGCUGAUAAACUUCUCAAAGAAAAAACUAAGCUAAAAGAACAGUUUAUAUUAGAUGUUGAAAAUUCAAGAACAGAAAUGGGAAAUCAAAUGCACGAUAUAAACUUAGAAAAACAUGUUGCUAUUGAAAAACUGAGGGUUGUGCUAGAAUGUCAAAAUUUAGCAUGCCAAGUUUAUGUCGCUUUGAAGGAGCGAGAGGAGUGCAAGAAAGAUAUGGACCUAUCGAAACACGAACAUGAAAAAGCAAUGGAAGUUUUAUCGGAAAAAAUCAAAAUGCAAGACUUUGAGAUCAAGCUUGAAAAGGAGAAAGAAAAACAGCGCCUCGAAUUCAUUCAGGUGUGGCAAAAGAAAAUUUGUCAUGUUGUUAAAAGAUUUCAAGAAUUUGUUACGUAUUGUUUGAAUACUUUGCCCGAAUAUGCCGAGUUCUUUAUCAACAUGGAGAAGUUUAUGUUGUUACAAUUGAGUGAAGCUAUUGAAAAUCCGAGCGUUCAGAGCAUGUUCGUUCCAGAAGAAGAUACCUUUCAUACGCCUAUUCCGAAGCCACACCCUUUUUAUUUGUUUUGCGACAAGGGCUUUAAGCCAAAGAUAGAACAGAAUCUUUGCCCAAAGCACUGCACUUCUAGCGCGUCACAACUCCCGGUAAUUAUUGUAAAUAAAAAAUGCAUCUACUCAGCUUGUGACAAUUUUGAAAUGUUUGCCGAAAAACUAAAACAAUUUCUCGAUGGCAGCCGCGGAAUCGAUGAAGACUUUAUUGAUGAUCAUGACUAUACAUACGAUAUUCCUAUCAAACCCACAAAAUCUGUCGAUCUUAAACAAGUGAAGUUACAGAGCUCUCUAAUGCAGUUAUUACAAAAUGAAUUUCCGAAUCCGAGGCAAGUUGACAUUGAAUGUUGCGUUUGUAAAAUACCAACCUGUUAUUGUGCGAGUUCACCCAAAAAAGUAACUGGCCUGUCUAAAGAAGUUUCAGAUGAAUUCAUACCGUUUAGAGGCAGCGGCCAAAAAUUAGAGUCAAGAAGUGUGGAAUUAGACCACGAACGUGAACCAAAAUGGGAUAGUUACAUAGACUAUAUAUUGCCCAAAAGAUGUUUCUGUUCUAAAAGAGUGAAAAAACAUUUGGAAGAGCAUCUUCCUGCGUACAUGCGAAAUAUGUCCGCUUAUGGCGCACCAGAGUUGCCAUUUUACGAGACUUGCAAAUUGGAUAGUUUAAAAAAGCUAGUGAAAAAAUAUCAAGGGAAAGAUUCACCUCUCCCGGAGGUCAUUAGGUUUGAAUCUAAAACUAGAGAUGUUAGCACCCAGUACAUAGACCAAGAAUAUGAAUAUUUGUGCACUUGCUUCUCUGACGAUGACGUUGAAAAAUUGUUCGAAAAUUUAAUGAAAGGUUCAAAAUUAUAUGAAAAAAUAGACAGGCCUAAAAGCAAGAAUGUUGACGUUUCGAUUUCCCCGUCGCACCUGCAGACCUGUCCGCGGUCCUUCGCUCACGACAGAGCACGUUCCUUGCGACGUUUGCUUGAAGAUGCGCCGGAAUUAGAAGAAAUAUUUAAAAAAGAUAAUUGUCAGUUCUUUUUA
This is a messenger RNA of Brenthis ino (lesser marbled fritillary), 2193 nucleotides long. NCBI's taxonomy places the organism in Eukaryota, Metazoa, Arthropoda, Insecta, Lepidoptera, Nymphalidae. The record is from the annotation of a GenBank genome assembly.